Molecule: messenger RNA, 895 nt
Organism: Trifolium pratense (red clover)
Lineage: Eukaryota; Viridiplantae; Streptophyta; Magnoliopsida; Fabales; Fabaceae
Product: transcription factor MYB15-like
Exons: 3
Coding region: 98-730 (210 amino acids)
Source: RefSeq, a predicted model, not a curated record
ACCUUGAAAGAGCUUGGUUGAGAGAGAGAGAGAGACACCAAAUUUGUAUAGAGAAUAAUAAUUAAUAGAAACACACUACUAGUGUGUAGUGGUGACCAUGGCAAAGACUCCUUGUUGUGAAAGGAUGGGAAUGAGGAAAGGACCAUGGAGUGCUGAAGAAGAUCAUAUCUUGAUUUCUUAUGUUCAAACAUAUGGUCAUGGAAAUUGGCGUGCCCUUCCUAAGCAAGCUGGUUUGUUAAGGUGUGGUAAGAGUUGUAGGCUUCGAUGGAUAAAUUACUUGAGACCAGAUAUCAAACGAGGAAAAUUCAGCAAGGAAGAAGAAGAUUCUAUCUUAAAGCUACAUGAAAUUCUUGGAAAUAAAUGGUCAGCUAUUGCAGCAAAAUUACCAGGAAGAACGGAUAAUGAAGUAAAGAACUUUUGGCAUACUCAUUUGAAGAAAAGGGUCCAAAAGAAUAAAGUGCACAAUGCUAAUAUUACCUCCUUCUCAUAUACUUUACAAGAGGCACAAACAAGUGAUGCUUCUUCUAGUGUCGGUGAAAAAAUAGUGAUCUCUAAUUAUGGUUUAGUAGCCUCAAGUAAGGAUCCAUCAGUUGUAGGCACAGAAUUUUGCAAUGCAAUCUCUUGUGAUGAUACUUUAGGAGAAAAUAUGGAUAAUCAUGGUUCAUGUCAGAUUAGUGAAGAAAUGGAAUUUUGGUAUAGUGUAUUCAUCAAAUCAGGGCAGACAUCAUGAAGAAUGGAAAUCUAGGAUAGGAGAUUGUCUCAUAUGUUUUUUUUUUCUCUUUUCGGAUGUUAAUUCUUGAUUUCGGGUUUGUGUAUAAAAAUUGAGUUAAAUAAAUGUUUAAAAUUGAGAUCCAAAUUUGAAAAUGAAAUUAGAUUUCUCAAUAAAAAGAACUUU